CAUCGAUGACGAUACUAGGGGGCAUGCUAAAACCGAGAAAAAAAGCUGAAGUCAUUUGUAUUUCUCGCUUGAAGGAGAGACCUCGUGUGAACAGUGAAUAAGCACCGCCAAUCAUUAAACACCCACCGCUAGGAGAUGAAUAAUAUUUGUGGGCAAUAUUAUAAAUGGAAUAGGAUACUCAUGACUAUUGUCGGAAUAUGGCCCGAAUCAUCGAAAUUUAUUACAUUAGCGGCGCAAAGUUUAGUGGGUCUAUCAACGCUGUCGUUAGUAAUCCCUCAAUAUGCCUUCCUUGCGAGAAUGUGCAGCAUUCUGGAUGAUAUGAUAUACGUGAUAAUCAUACAGAUGAUAACUGGUCUAGGAGUGGUGAAAUAUGAGAACAGUUAUAAAUCGGAUGUACGAGGAUCAUCGUAUUCUAGAAUCGUCACCAGCUGCUGCGACAAUCGCGGCAUAUGCUGUAAGAGGAUGCUGGAGGACUCAAAUGUACACAGUUACAAUGCUGAGUGCAUGCUCUUUUUUCCUCCUGAGUCCAUUGACACCGGUAAUACUUGACAGUCUACUACCACUUAAUGACUCCAGACAAAAAAUAUCUACAUUUGAUACUGAUUACUCAAUUUUUGGAAUUAAUAGUGAUGAAUAUUAUUAUGUUACCGUUAUUCAUGGAUAUAUCACUGGCAUUUUAAUUAUGAUAAGUAUAAUAGCAGGGGAUACGUUCAUGUUCAUUGUAUCGGAACACUGUGGCGGACUAUUCGAGGC
Messenger RNA from Fopius arisanus, 753 nucleotides. RefSeq lists its product as uncharacterized. The record is from RefSeq and is a predicted model, not a curated record. The transcript has 4 exons. NCBI's taxonomy places the organism in Eukaryota, Metazoa, Arthropoda, Insecta, Hymenoptera, Braconidae. The coding region runs from base 136 to 549 and encodes 137 amino acids.